AUCGUCCCACUCAGGGAUUCGUUCCUGCUCACCCACAAGCGGCUAUUGCGAUUCAAUGUUUGGGUGAGAUAAUUCGCCGAUUACGAGUCAGAGAUGAUCCGGAUGACAUCAUUGCACACGGUGUAGAGUGUCUUACACGACUUGGUGCAGAAGAAGCGAUUGAUCAUGACAUCAUCACAUAUGAAGCUGCAGAUGUUGAUCCUCUCACUGCUCAUCGUCCCCCACGCCCUCAUCGUGGGAGGGGCGGUCCCACACGCGGAAGGCGAAUUGGCCGGGGUAACGUUCGGAUGGGGGAUGCUGGCACCCAUGAUGAUGCACAUCUGCAUUCUCAAUCCUCUCGUGCCAGUUCAUACCAUCCAUCUCCGGUGCAUCAACCACAUGUGUACUCCACACCCACCAGUCCAAAUAUUCCUAUAUUCGAUGCAGGACCUAGUUUUUUCCAUUCACCGGUGGAUUGGAUGAUCGACUUAUUUGGCUCUGAGACUGCAGGACCGAGCACCCAACCUGCUGUUGAGGUUAGGCCGAGAUGGGAGCCUCGCAGUCGUGAGACAGAUUCAGACGAAUCUGAGUAGUUGUAAUAAAUUAUAUCAUUGUAGCUAUAUUAAAUCUAUUAUAUAUGUUGUGGUUGAUAUUGAAUAUUUUAUCAGAUAAAA
This is a messenger RNA of Cuscuta europaea, 653 nucleotides long. The record is from the annotation of a GenBank genome assembly. Lineage: Eukaryota; Viridiplantae; Streptophyta; Magnoliopsida; Solanales; Convolvulaceae.